AUGAAGUACCAAGUUCAACAGCAAGUCCAUCCCAACCUUUCAGCCAAGGAAGAUUCCCUCUGUUACAUCGAGGAGUUAAUCCUUCAGCUGCUAAACAAGCUAUGCAUCGCACAGCCUCGGACUUUUCAAGAUGUGGAGGAGCGUGUUCAGAAGACCUUUCCUCACCCAAUUGACAAGUGGGCAAUCGCGGAUGCCCAGUCGGCUAUUGAAAAGCGAAAGAGAAGAAACCCUCUCCUCCUGCCAGUUGAUAAAAUACAUCCUUUGUUAAAGGAGGUUCUUGGUUAUAAAAUAGAUUAUAAUGUGUCCCUUUACAUUGUGGCUGUUCUGGAAUAUAUCUCUGCUGACAUCCUAAAACUGGCUGGCAAUUAUGUUUUCAAUAUUCGGCACUUUGAGAUCUCCCAGCAAGACAUUAAAGUAUCAAUGUGUGCAGAUAAGGUGUUGAUGGAUAUGUUUGAUCAAGAUGACAUUGGCUUGGUUUCUCUCUGUGAGGAAGAGCCCUCUUCUUCUGGUGAACUCCACUAUUACGAUCUUGUUAGGGCUGAAAUCGCAGAUGAAAGACAGUAUUUGCGGGAGCUGAAUCUGAUCAUAAAAGUAUUUCGAGCAGCUUUCCUCUCUAACAGAAAGUUGUUUGCACCUCAUGAUAUUGACAUGAUAUUUAGCAACAUCUCCGAUAUCCAUGAAUUGACAGUGAAACUUUUGGGAUUAAUUGAGGACACAGUGGAAAUGACCGAUGAAAGCAGUCCUCACCCCCUGGUCGGUAGCUGUUUUGAGGACCUCGCAGAGGAGCAAGCCUUUGACCCAUAUGAGACUUUGUCUCAAGAUAUCCUUUCGUCCCAGUAUCAUGAACAUUUUAAUACUUUGAUGGCUAAACCUGCUGUGGCACUACACUUCCAGUCAAUUGCUGAUGGUUUUAAAGAGGCAGUACAGUAUGUCCUUCCACGGCUCAUGUUGGUUCCUGUUUAUCAUUGUUUGCACUACUUUGAAUUAUUACAGCAAUUGCAAGAACGUAGCGAAGAUGAAGAAGACCGUGAAUGCUUGAAACAAGCCAUCACAGCUCUCCUGAAUCUCCAGUGUAGCAUGGAGCGCAUAUAUAACAAGCACUCACCGAGGCGCCGCCCAGGGGAGCCCGUGUUUUGGUUCUACAACCGCCAAGUGAGGAGCAAGCACCUGGCCAUUAAGAAGAUGAAUGAGAUCCAGAAAAACAUUGAUGGCUGGGAAGGCAAAGAUAUUGGCCAGUGCUGCAAUGGGUUCAUCAUGGAAGGCACCUUGGCCAGGGUGGGAGCCAAGCACGAGCGGCACGUCUUCCUCUUUGAUGGCCUGAUGAUCAGCUGCAAGGCCAACCACGGCCAGUCCCGGCUCCCAGGCUACAGCAGCGCAGAGUACCGACUCAAGGAAAGAAUCAUCAUGAGGAAGGUCCACAUCAUUGACAAAGAUGACACCUGUGAAUACAAGAACGCUUUUGAACUGGUCCCCAAAGACGAGAGUGGGUUCAUCUUUGCCGCCAAGUCCGCGGAAGAGAAGAGCAACUGGAUGGCAGCACUCAUCUCCCUCCAGUAUCGCAGCACCCUGGACCGAAUGUUGGACGCGGUGCUGUUGCAGGAGGAGAAUGAGCAGCCCCUGAGGCUCCCCAGCCCCAGCAUCUACCAGUUCGCCGUGGAAGACUCGGAGGAGAAUAUUGUUUUUGAGGACAACCUUCAGAGCAGAAAUGGAAUUCCCAUUAUCAAGGGCGGAACGGUGGUGAAACUCAUUGAAAGGCUAACUUACCACAUGUAUGCAGAUCCUAAUUUUGUACGUACUUUCCUUACCACAUACCGUUCCUUUUGUAAACCACAAGAACUCCUCAGUUUGUUAACAGAAAGAUUUGAAAUCCCAGAUCCUGAGCCAACAGAAGCAGAUAAGCUGGCAGUAGAGAAAGGGGAGCAGCCGAUCAGUGCAGACCUUAAAAGAUUUCGCAAGGAAUAUGUCCAGCCAGUGCAACUCAGGGUAUUAAAUGUGUUUCGGCACUGGGUGGAACACCAUUUUUAUGACUUUGAGAGAGAUCCGGAGCUUCUUGAUAAACUAGAGACCUUUAUUUCCAGUGUAAGAGGCAAAUCCAUGAAGAAGUGGGUGGAAUCCAUUGCAAAGAUUAUCCGGAGGAAGAAGCAAGCUCAUGCAAAUGGCAUUAGCCAUAACAUAACUUUUGAGAGCCCUCCUCCCGCAAUUGAGUGGCACAUCAGCCGCCAGUUUGAGACCUUUGACCUCAUGACGCUGCAUCCCAUAGAGAUUGCUCGGCAGCUGACCCUCCUGGAAUCUGAUCUGUACAGGGCUGUCCAGCCAUCGGAACUUGUUGGGAGUGUGUGGACAAAAGAAGAUAAAGAAAUCAACUCUCCAAAUCUACUGAAAAUGAUUCGUCAUACAACAAAUCUGACACUUUGGUUUGAAAAGUGUAUAGUGGAAACGGAGAACUUUGAAGAGCGAGUGGCUGUGUUAAGCAGGAUUAUAGAAAUCUUGCAAGUUUUUCAAGACUUGAAUAAUUUCAAUGGCGUGCUGGAGAUAGUCAGCGCAAUGAAUUCUGUCUCCGUGUACAGAUUAGAUCACACUUUUGAGGCACUGCAGGAAAGAAAAAGGAGAAUUUUGGAUGAAGCAGUAGAAUUAAGUCAAGAUCACUUUAAAAAAUACCUUGUUAAGCUUAAGUCAAUCAACCCACCUUGUGUGCCUUUCUUUGGAAUAUACUUGACAAAUAUUCUAAAGACAGAAGAAGGGAAUCCUGAUUUCCUUAAAAGACAAGGGAAAGGAUUAAUCAACUUCAGUAAGAGGAGGAAAGUGGCUGAAAUCACAGGAGAAAUCCAGCAGUAUCAGAACCAGCCUUACUGUUUACGGGUCGAACCAGACAUGCGGAGGUUCUUUGAAAAUUUGAAUCCCAUGGGAAACACUCCAGAGAAAGAGUUCACAGACUAUUUGUUCAACAAAUCUCAGGAGAUUGAGCCUCGGAAUUGCAAGCAGCCCACUAGAUACCCCAGGAAAACGACAUAUUCUCUGAAAUCUCCUGGAAUACGGCCUAACGCAGGCAGGCACAGCUCCACGUCUGGCACGCUGCGGGGCCACCCAACGCCCCUCGAGAAGGAGCCCUACAAGAUUAGUUUUAGUAGAAUUACUGAAGCAGAACAGGAGUCUGCGGCCUCGGCACCCACCUCUCCAAGCAUGCCCUCCACCCCGCCAGUGUCCGCCUCUUCGGAGCUCAGCGUGUUCCUCGACAUUGACCUCAGCAGCUCUUACGGCAGCAGCAACAGCAUCUUUGCUCCGGUCCUUUUGCCACAGUCAAAGUCGUUCUUCAGCUCCUGCGGGAGUCUGCAUAAGCUAAGCGAAGAGCCCCUGCUCCCUCCUCCGCUGCCUCCUCGCAAGAAGCUUGACCAGGACUCGUCUAACUCAAAGGGAGGCUCCAAAUCCGACGACGAUCCUCCGGCAGUGCCCCCCCGGCUACCCCCUCCCCCAAAGAUACAGCCACGGGCCCCGGCGUACACCAGUCUCUUUGAUCAGCCGCUGCAGAGCCCGCCGCCGCCGCCGCCGCCGAGAGACCCCCUGCCUGACACCCCUCCCCCUGUGCCUCUCCGCCCCCCAGAGCACUUUGUGAACUGCUCCUUCAACCUCCAGCCGCCCCCCAUGGGGCGCUUCCACAGAGACCCCGACCGGCUCCGCGAAGCCAGCACGUGCCCCAGCUCGCCCAGCACGCCGCCCAGCACGCCGUCGCCUCGGCUCCUGCGCCGCUGGUGCGUGCUCAGCCCCAGCGCCAACAGCCUCGCCGCGCCCCCGGUCCCGCCGCGCCAGAACUCCAGCCCUCAGCUCCCCAAGCUGCCACCAAAGACUUACAAGAGAGAGCUCUCCCACCCCGCCUUGCACAGACACUCGUUGCUCGAGAACGCGGAAGCGCCGCAAUGACCUUCCCCGCGGUAGUCCUGGACACUGGAAGCGUAGCUGUCGCGUCCCCACUCUCUUAAUUUAUUCCAGUAAGGCGAGUGUAUCUGCGUCUCGGACGAGGGCUCCUUGCACCCAGCGUGCCGCUGGCCCGGACUGACCCUCCUGCCUCGGAGCGGCAACAGCGGCUCCCGCGACCCUCCGCCCCGGCCUUUGUCCCGCUUCGACCGCUCACUCAGGGCAUCGGCAGCGCCGCCUUUCCCGCCUCUUCCUCAGUGCUGACGCUUUUGCCAGUACAAAGAAUACUGAUUUUUGCACUGUAAAUUAUGUAUGACGCUAACUUUAAACUGACAUCGGUUCAUUGCACUGAGCCAGAACUGGUUGCUGGUGGGAUUUCUACUUCCGAACUGGAGCACGAGCGGCCUUUUCUACCAUGUAUUUUUAAUGGGCACAAUCCACCGGGAAGUUACCCCGAGUCAGCCCCAUUGAAAUGAAUUGACUUCGACUUCCCAGUGGAUUGUGGCAAUCGCUGGUGGACUUCCAACCCAAGCAUGAACAUGUAUAUCAGGUUCCUGAUUUUUUAAAGCCUCUUUGGCUCCUUGCCUUUCAGAAAAAAACAGAAAGAGCAGGGUUUGUGAAUGACCCUUACUGCUGUUCUCAAAUGUUAGUCAAUACCGUGUCUUAAUUUCCAUUGAUUUUGCUGCUGAAGAUGAAAAACGGCAGGUGACCGAAGGCGGGGUGUGCGGCCAGUGCUCCGGUUCCGUGAGUGAGAUAGGAGCUCCCUCCACCAGUCGCUCGAGGACUGUUCGGCCUGUGCCAGGUUCAGUUGUGCCUUUUUUAUUUGGGCAGAGCGGAGUGUCUUAAGCUAAAUCGUUGCCUGCUGUCUCAGUGAACAAAGCUAUUACGCCAUAUUCUGUACAUACUCUGUUUAUAGUGUAUAUUUACAGAUUAAUAGCCUGUAUACAUUUCUGUGAUCCGAGGCCUCUUCUGCAGUCCCGUGCACCAUAUGCUGUUGUAAGUAUUUUCCUACCUUCCAGGAACAAAACGUUGCCUUCCAGACUCAAAACAAAUCCCCUUUACUUCCUCACUUCUGUUUCAUUAAGGGGUCCCUUUUGGAAACACGGUGUUUAAACCAGCAGACGCCGAAGAACUUUAUUUGGACUUUUUGAAACUUAAAAAACAGACCUUCCUUUUUCCAGCGAAACUCACAGUGUUUAGUCAAAGCUGGCACAUGACACAGGUCUGGUUUAAGUACUGUAGAAUCCAGAAGCCUUCUCUCGACUGGUCUGUGGCCUUUUACCGUGCUUUGUAUCAGAGUUCUUAACCAGAUUAAUAAAUCAAACUGGUCUUAAUUUUUAA
Molecule: messenger RNA, 5250 nt
Organism: Varanus komodoensis (Komodo dragon)
Lineage: Eukaryota; Metazoa; Chordata; Lepidosauria; Squamata; Varanidae
Gene: SOS2
Product: SOS Ras/Rho guanine nucleotide exchange factor 2
Exons: 23
Coding region: 1-3915 (1304 amino acids)
Biological process (GO): Ras protein signal transduction; positive regulation of GTPase activity
Cellular component (GO): plasma membrane
Molecular function (GO): guanyl-nucleotide exchange factor activity; protein heterodimerization activity
Source: RefSeq, a predicted model, not a curated record